Messenger RNA from Myxozyma melibiosi, 1357 nucleotides. RefSeq names its product mitochondrial import protein Pam17-domain-containing protein. The transcript is spliced from 2 exons. The record is from RefSeq and is a predicted model, not a curated record. The coding region runs from base 367 to 1029 and encodes 220 amino acids. Gene Ontology annotation, biological process: protein import into mitochondrial matrix. NCBI's taxonomy places the organism in Eukaryota, Fungi, Ascomycota, Lipomycetes, Lipomycetales, Lipomycetaceae. Gene Ontology annotation, cellular component: PAM complex, Tim23 associated import motor.
CUGCUCGUCUGCUCGUCUGCUCUGUCUCCUCUUCUUCUUCUUCUUCUUCUUCUUCUCUCAUCUCAUCUCUCUCGGACAAACUGUUCGUCCGUGGAGUUGUCGUAGGGUUUACCACUUUCCGUAGGGCUUCACUUCCCUCGUCUCUGUCGGACUUAAUAUAUGAGUCAUCCACUCUCCCACUCUUACAGACACCUGACUCACUAAACACCACCCACCCCCACCCCAACCCUCUCCCUCACCGCCUCACCCCGGUGGCCAAACAAGCAGACCUCCAUCGAAACUUUUAACCUCCUUCACGAUCCGGCACCAGACCUCUCCCGAAGACCUACAAACCCACCAGCACCCUCACUCGCAUAGACUCCCGCAAUGCAGCGCUUCUCGUCUCCUGCGGCGGCCUCCAUCCUCGCCCGCCCUUGCUCCAUCCUCUCCCGCACACUCCCGCUCGCAUCUCCCGCCUUCCAACACCCUCUCCGUCUCUUCUCAUCCUCUCUCUCUCCUCGCUCCACCGCCACUCCAUCAGCUCCAUCACCAUCUUCUAAAUCUUCAUCCACACCAAACACCGGCACACUCACCUGGAAUGAGUUCCUCAAAUACAGAACCUACCGCCGCGGCUUCCAAAUCGGCUCAAUGGUCGUCUCCGGCGUCGUCGGUCUCGGUGUAGGCUGGGGUUUCUUCGCAACCGUCCCAAUCGAUCCUACCCAGAUGAUCUUUGGCUUCGAUCCUCUGAUGGUCCUCGGAGCUGGUCUCUUUGCUUUUACUGGUCUUUCUGCUCUGUGUGGUCCUUUGCUCGGUAAUCUUGUCUUUAAGUACAUCGUCUUAGGAUCCAAGCGGAUACCAUUCACUGAGAAAGAAGACCUCUUCCUCCAGCACGUCAUCAGAAACCGCGUCGAUCCCUCCUACCAGUCCUUCGCCAACCCCGUCCCCGACUACUACGGCGAGAAAAUCACCUCCCUCCACGGCUACCGACGGUGGUUGCGUAACUGUGCUGCAUACAGAAAGAAGCGCGAUGAGUUUUUGAAAGUGAAUUAGUCGUAGUCUUGUUGAUAUACUUGUUCCAUUUAUAUUUGUACAAAUUCGAAUACUAUAAUCAUCCACUCCAAGUUCUACUAUACUUCUAAUUGUUUGGAUUUGAAAUACUACAUAAUUCCUACUAAUCCAAUAUAUACUCAUAUUUAGUUCAUAUAUAUAAUACAUCAACAGUAUACAUCGUUCAACUACAAUCCAUGCCAUUGUCGUUCAUCAUCUAUCUUCCUCUCUCUGUUUGUGAGUCUCGAAAAAUAAACUUCUACACCAAAAAUUUCAUAUCUCCCAAACGACAAAUUAUUUUCUAAACCUCCUCGACCUCAGCUCUCCUUCU